Molecule: messenger RNA, 693 nt
Organism: Candida albicans SC5314
Lineage: Eukaryota; Fungi; Ascomycota; Pichiomycetes; Serinales; Debaryomycetaceae
Exons: 1
Coding region: 1-693 (230 amino acids)
Source: RefSeq, a predicted model, not a curated record
AUGACUACUAAACCCAGCCCAACCAUAACCAAUGCUAGGAGAGCAAUCUUGGUAGUGACUAUCUUGUUGGUAUUGCCAUUUGCUGGAUAUUACUAUUUAAAUUCCGAGUACUCAACGGGUUCGAGCAUAUUCGUCGAAGAGCCAAUUUUCCAACAAGUUCAUGUAUCGAUUGUGUCUGAUGGCAAUAGGAAGAUAGAUUUUGCUACAGAAAGCUUAUUUGAUGAGAUAAUCCCAGGUGAGUUUAAGAAUAAGUUGGGAAUAACCACAAACAUACAGAAUAAUAUUGAAUUGUUCAAACUGAAUUCGAGUGUAUUAGAACUGUCGGAGAUUCCUUACUUGAUCAAUUUAGACGAACUAUACAGUACCAACAACUUAAACUAUGUGAUAUUUUUACCUCAAAAUGGAUUGACGAUUAAGGACUCAACCACCAACAGUUUUACCGUUGAAGGGUUUGGGACAAUUGGUAUAUUGAAUGAUUGGAGUUUACAGAGGAACGAUUUGUUGCCUCUUCUCAAUAUUUUCAAAGCUAACUUGAUAAAGACAUUGAAACAGUCUCAAAGUGCAGCACCAAAGGGAGUUUCCACUGAGAUCACAUCAUUCACACCCAUGGAUCAUAAAUUGGCAGUGUUUUUACCAAUUCUCGGGCCCAUUGGGAUAUCAAUAUUGAAUGGCUUGGCAAACUUUGCAAAAUAA